AGAGAGAGAGAGAUUGAUCAAUGCGAUCCAUUACUGAUCCGUUGGAGGCAAAAUAAGAAACUCGAGAAACAUUCUUCAAUCUUCUCGGUUUUUUUUGAGUAAUUUAUAUGCGCAUAUUUUGAACAGAUACAGAGAUAGAAUAUUACAGAAAAUAUGAGAGAGAAGAUGGAAUGGAGACGAAGUUGAAGGAGAUUGAAGAAGAAGAUGGCGAGAGCAGAGUGGGGGUAUAAUGGGAGAGGCAAAUGGUGUUCGUACAAGCGAACCACUAUCAUCAUAUGUUCAAUUAACAUUGGUGUUACCCUCUAUGUUCUUCACUCUAUGUACACGUCGCUUUACAUCUACCCUUAUAACGAUUUACAGAACGCUUUUAAGUAUACCCCAUAUCAGAUUAAGAAAAUGGAAGAGUCAAUUAGGAUACGUAAAGCAUCGAAACCUGUGGAGCUUAUCAAAUUGGUGAAACAAAUCAAGGAGAAAUAUUUUGUAGUAGAGAAUAUGGUUGAGUUGCCGCAGGCCACGAAACGAAAGAUAACGGAUGAGAUACUUAGAAGGCUGAGAGGCUUGAAUGCCAGUGCCAGNAUCAAGGAGAAAUAUUUUGUAGUAGAGAAUAUGGUUGAGUUGCCGCAGGCCACGAAACGAAAGAUAACGGAUGAGAUACUUAGAAGGCUGAGAGGCUUGAAUGCCAGUGCAGCGGAGCUUCAAGGCGAGGGCAUUACUUUACCCCUGCCGGGAGAAUAA
Ilex paraguariensis (yerba mate) is the source of this 735-nucleotide messenger RNA. Lineage: Eukaryota; Viridiplantae; Streptophyta; Magnoliopsida; Aquifoliales; Aquifoliaceae. The record is from the annotation of a GenBank genome assembly.